AAAUAAUAGAAAUAGAUGGAAAUUGAACUAGAAAUCGAAAUUUUUGAUGCUAACUGCAAAACUACUUUGUCCAUAGAUGAUACAGUGAGUUUGAAUGAACUAAUCGAAUUCAUUCAAACAUAACAUCCAUAGUAGAAUAUUCUAAUUAGUUUUUAGCAAAUUAACUGGAGUAGAAAUGAAUUGUAUCUAAAUUCAAGUCGGAGGCACAGGUCAAGUAAUUAAUCCUUCAAACAACACUCUUCAACAAGUCUUAGGAGGAUAGAAGAAGGCUAAACUCUAUAUCUAAAGAAAAUAGCAAUUCGCAAAUUCAAAUAGUUUUCAAGAAUACCCAUCUGGAAACUAGAAUCGACCGUAACAAAGAAAUCAAAUUGAUUAGACCAAUUCUCAAGCAAAAAAUUAACCUUAAGUAUUUACAACACUACCCUAAUAAUAAUAAUAAUAAUAAUAUGUACACAAUACUCAAUAAUCACAACAAUUGUAUUAUUAUUAUUUAACCUUAUUAGCAAUCUGAUUGUAAAAAAUGGACAAUAGUAAAUCUAGAUAUAAGUAUAUGAUAGUAUAACAAUUCAGGAUUUGAUCGAAGCUAGUUAGCAAAGUUUAGGUGUGGAUCCACGGUAUAUUUUAAAUUAUAAUGCUUAGCAAUUAUCAUCUUUACCAUGGCGUAACGAACUUAUCAUUGAUGAAUCCAUAAACUACUCUUAAAUAUUUAGGACUGCAAUACCUAACCUAAAUGGAUUGGAAAAUGAUAAGCCAAGUCAAUCAAUUUCAAACUAACUAGCAAAAUAACUAUAAUCAAAGACCUGUUUAAUAGUAUCUCUAAAGUCUUAAAUUAGGCCUAAUAUGAUUAAUUAAAGCCAUUUUUAGGGAUAAAACCUAGGAGGAUAAACCCAAUAUAAUCCACCAUAAAAUCAGCAAUAAAAUCAAUUUCAAUAUCAACAAUAAAAUCAAUAAAACAAUUUUCAAUAAACUAAUAUGGCCUAUUAAUAGCAAUAACAACACCUAUAAACAUAUUAAUAAUAACCAUAAUCAUAAUAAUAAAAUUAAUAAGGUCAAAUUGGAUAAUCAUAAGUCAAUAAUCCUUAAGGAAAUCCUUCUUAAUAAGUAGUUUAAAUUCCAGAUAAAUAAAUAACAAUCCACUUCGAGAUUUAGGAUGGAUAAAUUGUACGACAAUUCUCAACAAUUACAACUACUAAUAACACCCUAUUAUAAAUAUAGGAUGCAGUUUACCAAUAUUUAGGAAUUUCUAAGUAAAAGUCAUUCUUAUGUGUAGAGAUGCAGCUUCAGUUGAUCUUUUUGUUGGUGAAACACCACUAGGUGGAGGUAAACUUCCAUUAACAUUGAAAAUGUUGCAGUUGACCAAAGAAUUUUAGACAUUCAAAGUUAAGGUGAGAUGGGUUGGAGGAUGAUAAAUCAAAGCAUAAAAAUUUCUUAAAUAU
Paramecium octaurelia is the source of this 1436-nucleotide messenger RNA. NCBI's taxonomy places the organism in Eukaryota, Ciliophora, Oligohymenophorea, Peniculida, Parameciidae. The record is from the annotation of a GenBank genome assembly.